Molecule: messenger RNA, 1575 nt
Organism: Salarias fasciatus (jewelled blenny)
Lineage: Eukaryota; Metazoa; Chordata; Actinopteri; Blenniiformes; Blenniidae
Gene: ndrg4
Product: NDRG family member 4
Exons: 16
Coding region: 86-1345 (419 amino acids)
Source: RefSeq, a predicted model, not a curated record
UCGUACUCUCAUCCAGCCUGACGGACGGACUCUAAAUCCCAGCUCCAGCAGACGCUCUGAACGACGCCGCAGGUUGCUGUCCAGGAUGGCGGGGAUGAAGGAGCAGCAGUUUACGGAGGAGAAGCCCCUGCUGCUGGAGCAGAGAGCAGCCGACUCAGACAUGCAGGAUAAAGGAGAGGAGGCAUCAGGGGCCAGCCCCGCGCCCCUUAACAACCCCCCUCCCCCCAGCCGCCCCACUCACCGCUGGCAUGUCAUCGCACGGCACUGGCUCCGCCAGACCCGCCGUCGGACCAGCGGGGUCCUCCCGGAGAGCUGUGAGCAGCUGAUGCCGGUGGGGGACUGGAAGGAACACGAUGUGGAAACCCCCUACGGGAUGCUGCACGUCAUCAUCCGAGGGGCCCCCAAAGGCAACAAGCCGGCCAUCCUCACCUACCACGACGUGGGCCUGAACCACAAGCUGUGCUUCAACAGCUUCUUCAACAACGAGGACAUGCAGGAGAUCACCAAGCACUUCGUUGUGUGCCAUGUGGACGCCCCGGGGCAGCAGGUCGGAGCGCCGCAGAUGCCCCAGGGGUACCAGUACCCCACCAUGGACCAGCUGGCCGGGAUGUUGCCCACCGUGGUGCAGCACUUCGGAUUCAAGAGCAUUGUUGGGAUCGGAGUUGGAGCUGGAGCUUACAUCCUGGCCAAGUUUGCUCUCAUCUUCCCUGACCUGGUGGAAGGUCUAGUUCUGCUCAACAUCGACCCCAAUGGGAAAGGAUGGAUCGACUGGGCUGCCACCAAGCUGUCAGGUCUGACCAGCGCUCUGCCCGACACUGUGCUGCCUCACCUGUUCAGCCAGGAGGAGCUGAUGAACAACACAGAGCUGGUGCAGAGCUACAGGCAACAGAUCAACAACACCAUCAACCAGUUCAACCUGCAGCUCUUCUGGAACAUGUACAACAGUCGGAGGGAUCUGGAGAUGAACCGCAGUGGGACGGUGCUCAACGCCAAGACCCUCAAGUGUCCCGUCAUGCUGGUGGUUGGAGACAACGCUCCUGCUGAGGAGGGAGUGGUGGAGUGUAACUCCAAACUGGACCCGACCAACACCACCUUCCUGAAGAUGGCCGACUCAGGUGGACUCCCCCAGCUCACACAGCCAGGGAAGCUGACUGAGGCCUUCAAGUACUUCCUGCAGGGGAUGGGCUACAUGCCCUCGGCCAGUAUGACCCGCCUGGCACGCUCCAGGACGGCCUCGCUGACCAGCGCCAGCUCCAUGGAUGGCUCGCGCUCCCGGGCCUGCACCCACUCCGACAGCACCGAGGGAGUUGGCGCCGUCACCCACACCAUGGAGGUGUCCUGCUGAGGGGAGGUGGGGAGGCCAGAGGAGGAGGGCGGAGGAGGGCAGGAGGUCUGAACCUCCCUCUGUUAUCUUCCCUCUCCUCCUCCACUGUAACAUACCGUACGUAUUGCUACUGAAACACCUUUGAGACAUCCACCUCCACCCAGCACUUGAAGAUUUAGCCAACUGUUUUUGUUCUUGGAGUGUCAUUCUUGUGUUUGCUAAGUGUCCCCUCAUUCUUUGCCUGCACCCUU